GUUGAAGAUUGAAAAUUAGUUAAAAAAGAAGAAAGUAUGGCUGAUAUUAGAAGAAAACAGUGAAAUUAUUGAAGAAAACAAUGAAAGUAUUAAAGAAAACAGUAAAAUUAUUAAAGAAAAAUAGAGAUGUAAAAAGUGACUUACCUUCGGAAAAAUCAUUUUUAUAACGUUUAUUUGUGGAAUGUGUUUACAAUGGGUUUUAAAAGAAACUAUCUUUAAAUUUAAAGGAAAGUGAAAGCGUCUAGUGCAGAGUUCAUAAAUAUUUAGGACGUCGUAUAGAAGUGGAACUAUUACUUAAUUAACUUACAACUUGGGUAAUAAUUAAUGACAAAUGCGUUUCUUUUCACUGUCUUCUAUUUAGUAUUCAUUACGGAUACGACAAUUCAACCUAGGGCCCCAAAUUUUCAAUAUUACGAAAGGCCGAAGUAUAGGUACCCGUAUUACGACGAAAAUGGCGUAGGAAGGCUUCUGUACGGUUACGGGGACGAUAAACUGUAUAAAUAUACGGUUUUUUCCCCGUUAGAGGGUAUCCAUUGAAUAUUUUUAUCAAUAUUUCGCUAGUAUAGUCAAAUAUUCAUAUUUAUUGUGAAAAAAUUCAUCUUACAUUCGCACAUUUCGAAAAACUUGUGAAAUAAUCCGAAUAAGAGAAAAACCCUGUAUGAAAAUUCGAUAGGCAACUUAUCGUAAACCCCUCGUAUAUUCCGAUAACGAUAUAUUGGUUUUUAUAUAAAAAAAAUCGAUUGCCAUUUAUUGUACUUGUUAUUUAAUCGAUAAAUUAUAUACAGAGUGAUCUAAUUUUAUUUAUCACAUGUUAAAAUUUUUUAUGAAUAAUAUUGGUUAUUAAUUUUUGACUACCCCGUAUAAUAUAUCACAACUUUAUACUGCUAUAACGAAGAAGGAAAGGAUAUUAAAAAUUCGGAUUAAUGUACGGGGUGUUUCAUUAAAAAACAAUUUGAUUUAUACUAAAAAAUAUAAA
Molecule: messenger RNA, 976 nt
Organism: Diorhabda sublineata
Lineage: Eukaryota; Metazoa; Arthropoda; Insecta; Coleoptera; Chrysomelidae
Exons: 3
Coding region: 325-537 (70 amino acids)
Source: RefSeq, a predicted model, not a curated record